UUUUUCCCUUCCUUCCUUCCUUUCUUUCUUUCUUUCUUUCUUUCUUUCUUUCUUUCGUGCCGACGCAGCGCAUUGGUCUAAAUAAAAAACGGCAUUCGCGGUGAUGAAUGCAGCAUUCCGGGUGAAUUUAUUCCGAUCGAACUAGUGAAAUUGCUAGAAAAAUACGGGGAGGGGUGGUAUAACGAACGCUCGAAGUUUUUCGAAAUUUCGCGAAAAACAAACGGAUCUUGGGCCGCGCCACGGGAUAUGACACCUAUUGUUUUCUCGAUAACGACGAUAAUACGGAAAUAUCGUUUGUUCGGUUCGAACGGUGUUUCGAUGCGGCCUGAGUGCGUUGGAACAGCUCGAGCACAGAGAGAAGAGAAAGAGAGAAAGAGAGAGAGAAAGAGAGAGAUUUUCUAUUCGCGAGCCGAUGUUUUGUCCGGGAAGCAUUUCGAAACGCUUCCUGACGCUCUAUCAACCGUGAACAAACGCGAUCGAUUUCGCUCCCUUUCCACCGCCUGUAAUUACGUCAAAUCUCUUUAAUCUUCUUUUACGAGAAUCGUCCGCGAGAAGCCACGCGAGAAGCUAUCCUCGUCCUCUAAUUUUUUUACCCUUCUCGUUUCGACACCUGCUUCGCGAGGCGAGGCGUUAUCUUAUCUCUUUGGAGAUAAGAUAAGAUAAGGAAAAUCGAUAUAAUUGAGGGGAAUAGGACUUGGUAACAAAGGUAACAGUAGAAAAGAACUAUAUUUAAUAUAUUUAAUAUAAGGAAUAAAGUGGGAAUAAACUGUGUUAAACGAAUACUUUUGUUCUAUCGCUUUAAGCUCACAUUAUGUCGUUUCGCACGAUGGUUCGAACAAUGUAUAUUAAAUGGAGAAAAUUCAUUUUUAAAUUUAUAAAAAAUAAUUGUUUCGAUGUAACGUGUAAUAACGUAUAAUAUAAUAUGUUAAAACUCUUUAAAACUCUCAUUAAAGUUUUAAUCCCCUUUUUUAAACGUUGACAGAUUAAACACAAAAUACGCGUUUAUAGGCAGACAAUUGAUCGGUCACGUUUCAAUAUUUGAGAAAUAUUUUGUAAAUUUAUUAAGAAGCGUAUUCGAACCGCUAUUCAAAAAAGGGGAACAAACAAAAUAGAAUUGAAACAAUGACAUCCAAUUUACGCAUAAAUAUAUAUGAAAUACGAGUCGUACCUUUACAUACACAUAUAAGCUCAACGCUUUUCAAGAUGUACAUUCAUUACCGCGUAAAAAUAUACAUUGAUUAAAUCUCUUUGCUUUUUCAUUUUUUACCUGAGAUUUCUAAAACGUGAAAAUCUAUUUCCUGGAGAGAAUUUUAUUCUUCGAACUAGAUUUCUCUCUCCACUGUGCAAUUUAUAUAAUAAUAUAAAAUAGAAAAACAGUUUAUUCAAUAUUGAUAGAUCAAUUCUUUCCAAAAUGAUUUAUCGUCACGUAAGAAUGUACGUCGAAUUAAACGCUCUUCAUUUUUUUGAUCUUCUAUAAGAAAUUUUCUUUGCGGAAAAAUCUAUUUUCUCCACUUGAAUAAUUUAUACACGAUCCUUUAAAAUAGACGUUUGUUUAAUAUCAGAGCGAUACUUUCUAUUAAGGAACAAAUUGUAAAACGAUUCGACCAAAACCAACGGCGAGAAAGAAUAUAUUCGAUACAGGAGAAAUAGAAGUAAACUGUGGGUCGUGCUCGAUGCCUUCUAUCGUUCCACCUCUCCGAGUUCGAAAGGGAGGGGGAAACAGACGAAACGGAAUCAUAACAGCGAUCGCGUCCAAUGCGACGCCCGAUUCGCGCAUAAACAUAGUCGCACCUUUACAUGUAUACAUGUAUCUCAACACGACGAACUUCUCACGUUUAUCGCGCGACAGAAAGAAAUAAAAGCGAAAGAAAGAAAGAAUAAUCACAAGUUAAAAAUGCACAACGUUACGAACGUAGAUUUUUAAAGCAGUUAUAAAUCAUUUAUAAAAAAAUUAAGUCAAAGUAUUCCUUUCGUGCGUUGUAUCGCCUUUUAUUCCUCUUUCAAAUAUUUUUUCGUUUCUUUGCUCUUUUGAACGAAACUAAAGAGAGAAAAAGAGAGAUACUUUUGAUGUUGGAAAACCAGGCCUCCUCUUCCCAUUCCCCUCUCCCCGGAUAUUUUAAUUCCGCCGAGAUAUUUUUAUCAUAUUAUUCGCGCCACGAUCGCAUUUCCGUAUAAACCGCGCCGAAAUAGAAUUUCGAUGUACGAAAUAUUGGCAGUCUCUGUCAUUUUCCGGACAGGGAACGUGGACAGAACCGUUUUUCGAACCGUUGAAAACACGUGGAAUUGUAAUCGGGUUUCGCUCUCUCUCUCUUUCUCUCACUCUCUCUCCUCCAUUUUCACGCGCGUGACGAGAUUACACGUUCGCUGGCGGACGAAAUCUCCGGGACGCGGUCAUCUCUCUCUCUCUCUCUCUCCCCCCUCCACCUCCGUCGUAUUGUAAUUUAAGGAGAAGAUAGAGGGACGUGGUCGUGACAGAAGCGCGCGAAAUAUGAUCGGGUAAAUGACACGGUCGAGUUUUAAACGAACACGAAAGAGGGUAGGGAGGGGAUAAAGUUGAUUUAUUAAUUAUUUUGAACCAGAGGAGGGGGGAGAGGGCGCAACAUUGAAAAUUUAAUCCAGAUGUAUCCAGCGCGAAACUUUCGUUAUUUGUCUUCUUGACUCGUUUCCUUUCAAGUUCUUAAGUAACUGGCUUCGUUUAGAAGAAACUUUGAAGGAAGCGCUCUCGAGUGAUUUAGAAGAAGAAGAAGAAGAAGAAGAAGAAGAAGAAAAAGAAGAAUGUUCGAGAACAUUUUUCAGGUUGAGAUAAGAUUAUGCUGUAAAAAUAUGGAAGAAAGGAAAGUCGAAGGACGAACAGGUAAGGAGGAGACGUCGCGACGGGUGGAUGCGGACGAACGUUCGAGAAUAACCGAUCGGGAGGACGAGAAGAAUGUUGAACGCGUGAACGUGUGGGACACGUUGAGGUAUUACCUCGACGGAUUUAGGUACUAUCAUUACGUGGUCGCUGAAAAAGUGAACAAAGUAAUCGGUCUUGUCUGCCUUGCGAUAAUUAAGUUGUAUUUUUUCUUAAUGGGAUUGGACAGAUAUAUCGACAUCGACGACGACGAAACGGAGGAUGCGGGCCUAUGAGCGAUAAUAAUAAUAAUAGUAAUAUUCUCGAAUUUUUUUAUAUCUGCGAAAUCGUUUCGACUGUCAAAUACAAAGAAAUGGGAUAAGGAUAUAUUUUAAAUAGAGGAAUAAACUGUGUGUGUGUAUGUAAUGUAUAUUAAAUGGAGAAAUUUUCAAACGUGUAAAAAAUAAUCGUUUCGAUAUAAACAAUCAACGUACGUUGAAACUCUUGCACAUUAAAAUUUUAAAUCCCCCUUUUUAAACGUUUACGGAUUAAAAUACCCAGAGAACUAAUUGAUAAUUGAUGAGUCACGCAUUUCAAUGGCCGAGGAGCGUUUAAAUUUCAAUUUUACGAACGGACACGAAACGUAUUUAUAUUUUAAUUUAAAUCGUUAUAAAUUAUCGACAAGUCUUUUUUCUUUUUUCCUUUGUAAAUCAAGCUUAAUGUUUUAAUCGCUUCGUGCUAGAAAUUGCAAUGAUUUGUCGAUGAUUUUUUUACACGUUGUUGCACGCGAAAAGAAGAAAGUUUCGAUUCAGAAAAUUUUGCAACGGAACGAAUUCUUCGAUCUAUUGAUGCGAUUAUUUAUUUAUUUUAUUUUGGAGAAAUAAGCAAUAACGAUAUUCCUAUUUUAUUCCACUUUAGCUGGCAUUUUUUUUUAUCGUUAUUUAAAUUAUCUGGCUGAUAUCUAUUUACAGAAUAGCAUAACUUUUUUUAA
Messenger RNA from Apis mellifera (honey bee), 3821 nucleotides. RefSeq lists its product as uncharacterized. NCBI's taxonomy places the organism in Eukaryota, Metazoa, Arthropoda, Insecta, Hymenoptera, Apidae. The transcript is spliced from 3 exons. The coding region runs from base 2776 to 3126 and encodes 116 amino acids. The record is from RefSeq and is a predicted model, not a curated record.